This is a messenger RNA of Chenopodium quinoa (quinoa), 1664 nucleotides long. RefSeq names its product probable helicase MAGATAMA 3. Gene Ontology annotation, molecular function: helicase activity. The transcript is spliced from 6 exons. The record is from RefSeq and is a predicted model, not a curated record. The coding region runs from base 186 to 1664 and encodes 492 amino acids. Lineage: Eukaryota; Viridiplantae; Streptophyta; Magnoliopsida; Caryophyllales; Amaranthaceae.
UCUCGUUGUUGUUGAAUGAAUUCCAGGAUUUUUCUUCACAGGAUCAUUUUCUCACUGGACAACAUGGUCAGAAUAGGUGCCUUGGCAAUUCAGAGCAACUUCUAUCCUUUCUUAAUUCUAUUAGAGAUCAGUUCAAUGAACUAAUUGGUCCUGUCAAGAGAUGCAUCUCAAUCUUUUGUACCCAUAUGGCAAAAAGUUUCAUUCAGGAACACAAUAUUGAGAACUUGACUAAGCUUUAUGAUUUGCUUGAUUCUUUUGAAAGUUUGCUGUUGCAAUAUAUUGGUCAACUCAGUGGGUUGGCUCCUUGUAGUGGAGUCUUUCAGAAGUCUAUUGUGUAUAUACUAGGUCUUCUCGAAAAGAAGGGAGAUGAAUGCUUUGAUCUUUUACAAAAUCUAAUUGUUUCUUUGGGCAAACUUAAGUUUCCCCAAGUGACAAAUUAUGAUUUCAUCUCGGAUUUCUGUUUCCAAAUGUCAUCCUUGUUAUUCUGUACGGCUUCAAGUUCCUAUAAAUUGUAUUAUGCGCCUAUAAAAUCACUCGAUGUUGUGGUUAUUGAUGAAGCUGCGCAGUUGAAGGAGUGUGAGUCCAUUAUACCACUCCAACUUCCCGAUCUAAGGCAUGCUAUUCUUGCAGGAGAUGAGUACCAGCUACAGGCCAUGGUGAAAAGUCAUAUUUCAGCGAGUGUUGAUUUUGGCCGAAGUUUAUUUCAGAGAUUAGGUUUGUUAGGCUGGUCAAAACACCUACUAAACAUGCAGUACAGAAUGCACCCUUCAAUAAGUGCAUUUCCAAGGAGGAUGUUUUACAGCAACAAAAUUACUGAUGCACCUAGUGUGAAGAGUGACGGCUAUGAGAAACGUUACCUUGAAGGAUUAUUCUUUGGUCCUUAUUCAUUUAUAAAUAUUACAGAGGGAAAAGAAGAAUUUGAUGAUAAUGGACAAAGCAGAAAAAAUAUGGUUGAGGCAGCAGUUGUCCGGGCUAUAGUACUUCGUCUUUACAAAGGAUGGUGCAAAUCACCCUGCAAUAAAAAAGUUAGCAUUGGUGUAAUAUCGCCUUAUUCUGCACAGGUUAAGGCAAUUGAAAGAAUGAUUGGUCAGAGAUUUUCGAAUCUGGAAAAUUUUACAGUGAACAUCAAAUCAAUUGAUGCGUUCCAAGGUGCAGAGGAAGACAUAAUACUGCUAUCUUUGGUCAGAUCUAACAACUUUGGCGAAAUUGGUUUCUUAUCUAAUCCUCAACGACUUAAUGUUGCAUUAACAAGGGCAAGACAUUGCCUAUGGGUGCUUGGAAAUGGGAAGACUUUAGCCAAAGCCAACCUUAUUUGGAGGGAUUUUAUCACCGAUGCUAAAGAGCGGAAAUGUUUUUUCAAUGCUAAUGAAGAUGAAAAAAUAUCAGAAACAAUCAUUUAUGUUAAGAAGGAACUAGAUCAGCUGGAUGAUUUGCUCAGCGGAAAUAGUGUGCUUUUUCGUAAUGCAAGGUGGAAGGUUCUCUUUGCUAGUAAUUUCAUCAAAUCAUUUUCAAAGCUGCAAUCAAGCCAAACAAAGAUGCAUGUGUUUAAUCUUAUAGGCAAACUUUCAAAUGGAUGGCGACCAAGGAAAAUCAAAGUCGAUCCUCCUUGUGAGAGCUCUGUUCGAAUUGUCAAGCAAUUCAAAGUUCAAGGCCUCUAUUUAUGA